Molecule: messenger RNA, 2468 nt
Organism: Hippocampus comes (tiger tail seahorse)
Lineage: Eukaryota; Metazoa; Chordata; Actinopteri; Syngnathiformes; Syngnathidae
Exons: 2
Coding region: 919-2178 (419 amino acids)
Biological process (GO): toll-like receptor signaling pathway; inflammatory response
Cellular component (GO): plasma membrane
Molecular function (GO): signaling receptor activity
Source: RefSeq, a predicted model, not a curated record
UCUGUCACAUUAAUGGGGUGGGGGGAUUUGAAAGGAUUGAUAUCGGCCUCGUCACAAAAACCGGGCUGUGUUGACUUUUUAUAGCCACUGUAAUUCAGAAAUUCAUCCCGACAUCCAUUUCAUAGUCAUGGUACAUUUCAUGCAUGUUUUCGGUAUGUGGUCGGGAGUCUUGACACCAGGAGAUACCCUACGCGACCGUGGUGAGAGAAUCGAUCUGCAUAUCGCUAAAAUAUCGAUACCAAGUCAGUAUUCAAUAUCGGCUCGAUACUUGCACGAUGAGCUUGAUACCGUCGGUUCAGUUUAGCUCCUGGAUCGACCGUUGCGGUUUUGUCAAAAAGGAAACAGCCAAGUUGCCGUACUUGCUGCUUUUGUCUCAGCCCAGAGCCGACCCACUGUGCAGCCUUGCCUUCCCAACACCGCCCCCACUCCCCUCAUGGGUUGUGCUGUCCGUCAUGUGACUUUGCUGCGCAAACUUGCUGCCAGCGCUGAUAUGCCCGCCCACGAAACAAAAGCGAAACUAGUCUGUAUCUCAAACCACUACCACACAAGCGCAGAGGAAUACAGUACAUGCAAACUCCAGGUAGCGAGGUCUGAACCCAUAUUCACACUCAGAACCUCUUAAUGUGAGGCAGAUAUGCCACACUAUAGAGCACAGUGUUGCCAUUGUCAGAAAUCAUUCAAUUGGCGUCAUUCUUUCUGUGAGAUCAGAAAAUAAUUGAGGAAAGUUUGUAUCAGAAGGUAGCUUCCCGAAAGCAGAAGUGUGUGCUGUCUCUUUAACGCAAAAAAAAAAAAAAAAAAAAAAAAAAAGUCAAAAAGCAGAGAAGUGGCUCAGUUUUCCACUUCCUGUGUUUACUUUCACUUCUUGCUGCUCGGCACUGUGUGGUCACUGUGUGUGGCUCCGUCUACCAUGAGCAGAAGAUGGAUGAGAUAAGAACUGAUGCGGGCAACGCGGAGGCUCCUUCCGCCGACGUUCCUCCCCCUCUGAAGCAAGGCGAGACAUUCCACGUCUUCAUCAGCUACAGCAGCACCGACUACCAGUGGACGCACUCCCUUAUCCAGCAGCUGGAAGCUCAGGGCCUGCACGUCUGUUACCACGAGCGCGACUUCACGGCCGGGCGUACCAUACUGGAGAACAUGUCCGAGUGCAUCCAGGACAGCCAGAAAGUCCUGCUGGUCCUCAGCUCGGAGUUCGUCAGGAGCCGUUGGUGUCUCCUGGAGGCCAACAUGUCUCUGUUCAGGGACUGCCUGGAGAGGAAGCCCAUCGUCCCCGUGCUUCUGGAGCCGGCCGUCUGCGUCCCGCUUCACCUGUGCCACCUCACCUACCUGGAGGCUCGGGACGCCGACUUUAUGGCCAAGCUGCUGAAGGUGCUCUUCACCCCCAACCGGCAGCUCCAAGGCUCCACGGUGGUUCCCUACCAGCCUCCGUCCAUCUACAACGGGAAGGCCCUGCAGCCUUUAACUGCUGCUAACGUGGAAAGUCUUUACAAGUGGGAUGCGGGGCAGUUCAGUGACAUGGACGUACCGGACCAACUGCGCCUGAUCAUCGAAGACCCAGAGAAGUACAGGAAGGCCAUCGCCAUCAUCAACAGUGUGUCUCCUAAUAAAGUGUGGCUGCGGCCACUCUGGAUCAGGGCUGUGGUCUAUGUUGCUGGCGUGAUAGCCUUUCUGUCAUUCAUGGUAACAUUUUUAUACGCAACAGCUCACUCAUUGGCUAAUAUUUUGCCUUUAACCCCCUCACACUUUCCCAUGGGUGGGCGGGCCGUAAUUAUCAUAUGUUUCUUCCCCGUUCCGAUCGGCUUGCUCAUUCACCUUUCUCUUUGGAAGAACGAUGACGAGAAGCACGUCGUGAGAGAGAUGCAAAAAGCCGCGGGUCAGGCCAAUGCAAUCCUCAUGGAGGAGAAGCUCCUGAUGGGUUGUCGGUCCAAUUCAAUCAUUUAUCUGGCGUAUGUUUCUUUGGACGAUUGCAAAAGGGAGUUUACGGUGACGUUUGAGGAUCCGGCCAGCGCUGAGGAACUCUUUAAAAUAGCUCUCGUCUGGUUCUCCUCAGGGUACGCCUGCUGCCUUGCAAAAAGGCACUUCCCCUUUCCUCAGCCGUGCCCCGGCCCGGGUCACUUGGAGGGAGGAGUGUGUUUUUGCCAGUACGUUUCCCAGCAACUGAGCCGAGGGGAGUGGAAGUGAGUGUACUGCGCACACCGAGACCUUGUGUACACCAUUAGCGGGCCGUGUAUUUUGGCACAGGAGACUUUUCCAUGUUCUUGAGUCGUUAAAAAUAUGUCUUUCUUUUGUUUCUUUUAACCGUGUAUACAAAAUAAUUUUCCAUGGGAAAGGAUCUGUCAAGACUUAAUUCAUCUCGGUGAUGAUACUGAUGAACCAAGUCUCACCAUUUUCACUGAAGACAGUAUUGUGACAGAAAACAAAUAUAAACAGUAUUUUGUUGUUUCCUGAUUAAAAUGAUGCAUCAUUUGACA